CGUGACAUCUUCACGUCUCCCAGCAUGGUAAAUCGUCACAUGUUCACGUCUUGCCUUGAUACCAGGUUGACUCGAUCAGUACUCCAGCAGCAGCAUUAUUACCCCUUGGAAAGUCUUUAGAGACUAUCCUGGAUAGCUGUUCACAACUUUCCUUCAGCACAGUGACACACCCUUGUCAUUCUUGUUGGCCUCUUAUGAUGCUGCUAAAGUCCUUCUACUGCACCUUUUAAGACUCCAAUACAGGCAUUUAUACUGUAUGUGUUUGGAGAAAUGACACAAUAAUAUCGAAAUCUUGUAGUGCAGGAAGAAAUACACACUGGCUAAGCCUGCAGGUGAUAUAGGCUUUGUUUUGCAAUAUUUAUUCAAAGGUCACUUUUUAUUUAAAUAAAUAUCUGAAAUAUAGAUAUUAUCUCUUAUCAAAGAUAGCAGAAUAAAUGAGUCAACUGAGUAAGAGUCAUUACUACUUAAUUUCUAUAAACUCAUCUGUGGGCAAAGGGGCCUGUCGGACGCCUUCUGGUUUGUGUUUGUAGUCAAAUCAUUAUUGACAAAUCACCUAUGAGCCGGCUUUGGUUGCUAGCAGUUAAAAAAGGUUAUGUGGAAAGCAAAAGUGAGUGAUGAGAUGGAUUGCAUUGGUUGUAAUGCAGCUUUUGACUGACAAAGUUUUCGCUUUUUAUUAUAUUUAAAUUUAUUUUUUAAAUUGGCAAUGCUCAACAUAUACUUUGUUGAUGUCCUCGCUCAACUCCAACUCCAUCCUUGCAUCUAAAGUAGCUAAUCAGACACAUAUAAAGCAAGAGCCAAGGGAUGAUUAGCAUAGCUUAGCAUAAAGACUGGAAGAAGCUGGAAACAUUUAGCCUGUGUCUGACUCAAACGGGCUAUUAUCAGUGGUAGUAUUAUUUGAUGAUUUAGCUUUAGAAGGUUUCUUUCAUUACAUUUUUAUUUACUUUUGACAGAAACAGGAACGCUAUUUCCCCCUGGCUCUAUAGUCUCUAUGCUAGGCUAAGCUGAGCUAAGGGCUACGCAUCGCACUCGUAGGAAACAAGGUAUUUCUUUAUUAGUGUUUUCUUCCAAAAGAAACCAAAUAACUAAUUAAGUGGUCAUCCAACAAGUUAUGUACUUAGCUGCCAUAUCUAAUAUACUGAGAAUUUUUUGUCCAAUGAUUGCAAGAGAAAAGCAUUCAGCAGCAAAAAAACUGAUUUGCUAAUUUCCCUGAUCUUUCUCUUUGAGUACUUAUAAACUUCCUAAAUCAGCUAAUCUCAUGUCUUUUAACAGAGAUGUGAACUUGUCAAAAUGUAUCAAAGUCCAUCCCAUUGGCAUCUGUGGUUUUUGAAACGCCUACCUCUUGCUGCAUUUCAUGUGAUCUUACGUAAUGUUAGAGUAUUACAUUAUUUCUUCUCAUCCUACGCACAGGUGGCCCUCCAGUACAUGCUGGAGCUCGUGUUGGGGUUUCUAAUUCCCUACACGGUCAUUGUAGUCACCUACAUCUGCAUCUUGCGGCAGCUCCGACAAACCAAGUUUCGCCGUCGCAUUUGUAGCAAGAAGCUCAUCCUUGCCAUCGUGUUGACAUUCUGCCUCUUUUGGUUGCCAUACCACCUCGUCAAUAUGGUUCAAGUAACAUGGGCGUUGUGUCCAAAGGGUCAAGUGAAAGAGACGCUGAAUUUAAUAUGGCACAAGAGCCGAGCGGUCACCUCUGCCAUCGCCUUCAUCAGCAGCUCUGCCAACCCAGUCCUGUACUUCUUCGCAGGAAAGUCCUACAUCCGACGAGAAGGGCUGGCAUUCAUGCAGUGGCGGCGCCAGAGUAUUUUUGUUGGGUAAUCUAUGGUAGGGCUAACCGAUACAGUGGUCAGUGGCG
Molecule: messenger RNA, 1849 nt
Organism: Trematomus bernacchii (emerald rockcod)
Lineage: Eukaryota; Metazoa; Chordata; Actinopteri; Perciformes; Nototheniidae
Product: leukotriene B4 receptor 1-like
Exons: 3
Coding region: 1288-1812 (174 amino acids)
Biological process (GO): G protein-coupled receptor signaling pathway
Cellular component (GO): membrane
Molecular function (GO): G protein-coupled receptor activity
Source: RefSeq, a predicted model, not a curated record